UAACCAGAAAGCCAGUUUGCAGGACGCUCAAACAAAACAGGAACAUUGGAGAUCACUUCGCUGUGUAUGAAGUAUUCCUGGAGGUGAACUCUGGCUACUCUGACCCAACGGAUUACACUGGCUAUUUCAUCUUUUGACGGCAAGCAAGCAACCACAAGUGACCAUGGAUUUUCUCAAUCACAACUAUUUGAAUGCGCGCAACCCCUACGAUUAUACUUUCAAUUUCUGGAACGACUAUCUUGGACUCACGACAUUGGUUACGAAGAAUAAUAAGCUCAACAUGCCCCAGAAUCCGAACUCUAUCACCGAGUCCCUGAAAGCGACGCUGGGUUUGGACGAUUCCCCGACGUGCCCGUGCGUAAUCGCGGGCGGCACCGGAGAGAGCGGGCACCUGGACUGCUGCUGCCCGUCCGGGAGCCCCCCGCCACCCUCCAUCCUGGACCUGAAGGAGCGCUUCUCCAUCCUCAGCCCGUUCCCAAGCCAGCUGCCGGAGCGGGAGAUGGGCUUCGGUGGAAGCUUUGCGGGGUUCGAUCUCUUUGGUGUGGAGCGGAAGAUGCGCAAACCUACAACCAGGGGCAAACAGGAGCCCAAAAUCUGCGUGUUCUGCCGGAAUAACGGAGCGCCGGAGGAGGUGUUCGGCUCUCACGUCCUGAAAACUCCGGACGGCCGAGUUGUGUGUCCGAUUCUGAGGGCUUACACCUGCCCGCUCUGCAGCGCCAACGGGGACAAUGCCCACACGAUAAAAUACUGUCCACUGUCGAAAGACCAGCCAUCCCAGCGCCCAUUAAAGGGGGGGAGGGCUGUGGGCGGUAAGAGGAUGAAAAUAUUUUAAAUAGACGAAUCUAUAAAGUAAAUUGAAUUGCACUGAACAAUUUCCAGAUGACUGUUUUGAUUUCGGUUUUAGCCUUUAUUCCUGUCUCAUAAGCAUACUGUCUCUUUUCUUUGUUCCAUCUAUGAGAAUGCUUCUAUUUUUAUAGUUCUUUUAUCCACAUAGAAUCAUUUUCUGCUUUAUUCAUCAGAUUUACUCUUUUCUCUAGUUUAUAGUCAUUUGAGUGUGUGCAUACAAAAACACAUAUGUAUCAAUAAUCCAACAUUUUUAAAAGUAUUUUGGUCACAUAAGAAAAUACACUGACAUUUGGUAAGGGAGAUGAAUGUCAUAACCAAUUUCUACCAAGUAUUUUUGUAUGGUGAGCUAAAAGCUCGCUGCAAUCUUCUUUCAUGUCUUAGAGAAACCAAAGUUAUGUUUGCCAUUAAAAAAAAGCCGAGGAAUGUGUUGGUAAUGUGUAUGUGUGGGUCUGAGUGAAGGAGGAAGUCUUUGAACCCCUCUGCCUGCCUGAAAAAAAAAACAAAAAACUCCACCACAUGUUUUCCAACUUGCUCUAAAAGUUGAUUCUCAUUCUGGGAGGAAGGAACUAAAAACAGACAAUGUCGCCUCUGUUUUAGCUCCAUGUUCUCUGGGGAACAAACAACUGAUAAGAAACCUACUAUAUCUCAUACCUGAGCAGAUUUGAAACUAUUCCACAUUUUUAUGUUUACAUUCCCAAAUAAAAGUGACACACUGGAUUUUAUUUUAUUUCUUUGUAAGUCCUAUGUUGUAAUUUUACUUUUAAAAAUGUUUGUUUCCCUUGACAAUUUGUUCAGCUGAGCGUCUCAUGGCCAGGUCUACUCUGCUAUAUAAAACAUUGUAAGUCCUUAUUACCUGAAAAACAUAGCAAAUGAAUGUCAGUAAACAAUAAUCCGUUUCUUUUUUCUUUCCUGAAGAAUCCCAAAAAAGAUGCAAAAAUGUCCUGAAUGUACAAUUCAAAGUGUCACUUGUGGGACUGCACAUUUCUGAAAGUUUUGUUUACCAAAGGAAAACAACUGCAUUAAUGGGAGACAGACAAAAGGUUUGCUGUACAGUCAAUACAAAUGAUGUUUAUUCAGUAUUUUAACAUGACAAGUGACUUCAGAGGGCGCUACCUCAACGGGAUUUUGUACUUACAUGUAAAAGAAAAAAAAAAUCAAUAGCAGUUUAUUGAUAUAGUGCUGCCAUUUAUAUUAAGGGUUUUUGAUAGUAUUUUUGAUCUUUGUAUAACAUAAUUGUAUUUUCAUUUUGUUGCAUUUAACACAAUGGAAGUGAGUUUCCAAAAAGCUAUGAUAAGCAUUACUUCACCAAAAGGUGAUUGUCUGUAAAUAAUGAAUAUGCCCAUACUUUUGAAAGAUUCGCUGUCCAAUGAUACAUUGAGAGGGUGCAAAAGAGUGAAAAAAAUGCUGACAACAAUUGCCACUUUUAACAGAGGUUUUUGAUUAAAUGAUUAAGAGAAAAAGAAACACUGUUGAACUUUGUUAUUUAUAUUUUACCAUAUUUUACUGUAUGCUGCUGUGCAGAAUAACAAGAAUUCACUAGAGAAAUAAAAACAUAUCAAAUAUUUGAGCUA
This is a messenger RNA of Xiphophorus maculatus (southern platyfish), 2417 nucleotides long. It is a transcript of the gene nanos1, whose product is annotated as nanos homolog 1-like. Gene Ontology annotation, biological process: negative regulation of translation; oogenesis. Gene Ontology annotation, cellular component: perinuclear region of cytoplasm. Gene Ontology annotation, molecular function: zinc ion binding; mRNA binding. NCBI's taxonomy places the organism in Eukaryota, Metazoa, Chordata, Actinopteri, Cyprinodontiformes, Poeciliidae. The coding region runs from base 164 to 832 and encodes 222 amino acids. The transcript has a single exon. The record is from RefSeq and is a predicted model, not a curated record.